AUGGGUCAACAGAAGGGAGGAGGCGCGUCGGAUUUGGUGAAGGGAGCAGUGUUACAAUGCGUGGAGGCAGCGACUUUAGGAAUGCCCUUUGAAGUAUGGAAGACUCGUAUGGGAAAACACCGCAACGAGAGCACAAUUGAGGCAUUUAAUUCAAUAUUACGUCUACGAGGGUUUAGAGGGUUUUGGCAAGGAACAGGACCAAAGCUAAUUGAGAGUGCCUCUAAGGGGGCUGUACUCCUAUAUAGCAAGGGUUUAUAUCCUGGUGGUUCUGCCAUAGCAUUAAGACAAAUGACGAAUUGGGCAUCAAGGCAAGGGUUUACAGAAGUAGCCAGGGAUUAUUUCCUUAAAAAAAAAAUAGCAGCACAGCAGCAGCAGCAGCAGCAGCAGCAACAGCAGGUGCAGCAGCAGAGGCAGCAGAGGCAGCAAAUGGCGGGUGUAAAGCUCAGCGUAACAGAAGAGCUACUCAGUGGAUGUAUUGGUGGUUUAUUAUCAACAUGGAAUCAACCCUUUGAAGUUGCGCGGAUAGAAAUGCAAACAGCAGCAGCAGAAGGAAAAGAUAAAAAAAAUAUUAUUUAUGUAAAUUUAUUUUAA
Molecule: messenger RNA, 591 nt
Organism: Eimeria maxima
Lineage: Eukaryota; Apicomplexa; Conoidasida; Eucoccidiorida; Eimeriidae
Product: mitochondrial carrier domain-containing protein, putative
Exons: 5
Coding region: 1-591 (196 amino acids)
Biological process (GO): alpha-ketoglutarate transport; mitochondrial citrate transmembrane transport
Cellular component (GO): mitochondrion
Molecular function (GO): tricarboxylate secondary active transmembrane transporter activity
Source: RefSeq, a predicted model, not a curated record